AUGUCUACCACCCAACCGCCAGCUUCCCCGAGUCUCACUGGACAGGGGGAUGCUCACCCGACUCCUCCCAAUGAAGGGACUGAAGGACCGCAGCAGGUGACUGAACCGACCGGUCAGGAACCUGCGACGGAGACCACGGCUGCAGAAAAGGAGAACGUACAGGAGACCAGAAUGAAGUCAGCAGCUCUGCACGAGCCAGAAACGGCUGCUGCACCUACCAUGAAGGCUCCGCCCGCUACACCGUCACGUAAUGAAUCGCUGCCGGAGAAAUUGAAGGGGUUGUCAGUGUCGACUGAUAUACCCGAAGAUCGGCCAUCGUCGUCCAGCGAUGCUCCUCCUCCGCCACCGGCUAAGGACGAAGUUUACCUCAACCCGGCCAGUUCCAGCAGACCCACGCAUCCCCCGCAGUCACCAAUCGACCCAUCUUUGGAAUGGAAUGAAAAGGAGCUACCGGAUGUUCCUGGGGGACAGAUAGUUGAUAACAAGGGAACACCAAGUGCCGAAUAUAGCCGGGAACACGACUCCUCCCAGCCCGAAAUCCAGAGCAUUAUGGGUCAGUUUCAGGGUGGCCAGGAGCAGUUGAUGUCGCCACGGUUGGAACUUGCUGAACAGUUUUUUGGUACUUAUCCACCCCGGCAGUCGAGCUUGGACCACAAGAAGAAAGUCGAAGUCGCUGCCACCCCUGACCCGGCUGGAAUGGCAUCCUCUUCGUCCGAGAAGCAGCCCGCACGCGCCCCCAGCAACCCGCAUAUACAUGAUGACGAUAUGUUGAGCCGGCGGUCCUCGAGUUCUACAGCGCCUCCGCCACCCGAGCCUGAAAAAAGAUUCGACUUUCAUCGAUUCCUGGAGCAAUUACGCCAUCGUACUGCAGACCCUGUUGCCAAGUUCCUGCGCUCAUUCCUCCACGAGUUUGGAAAGAGGCAAUGGAUGGUCCAUGAGCAGGUUAAGAUAAUCAGCGACUUUUUGACAUUUAUCACGAACAAGAUGGCCAUGUGUGAGGUUUGGCGAGACGUUUCGGAUAAUGAAUUUGAUAACGCCAAGGAAGGAAUGGAGAAGCUUGUGAUGAAUCGAUUAUACUCGCAAACUUUCUCCCCGGCUAUCCCGCAGCCGCCGUCGAUUCCGCGAAGCGCCAGUAGAAGUAAGCGGAGAGAACUUGAACGGCUUCAUGGACCGUGGAGACGAGGUCAGCACCAGGAAGAUAUCGAGCGGGAUGACGUCCUUGCACAAAAGAUGAAGAUCUAUAGUUGGGUACGGGAAGAGCAUCUAGAUAUUGCGCCAGUGAAUAACCAUGGCCGUCGAUUCCUCAAUUUAGCGCAGCAAGAGCUCUUGAAGAUCAACGGGUACCGGGCGCCGCGCGAUAAAGUAAUUUGCAUUUUGAAUUGCUGCAAGGUUAUUUUUGGUCUACUAAGAAAUUCCAAAAAAGGGGAUACUUCGGCUGAUUCUUUUGUGCCGCUGCUGAUUUUCGUGGUGUUACGAGCCAAUCCUGAGCAUUUGGUUUCUAACAUCCAGUACAUUCUUCGUUUCCGCAACCAAGAAAAACUUGGGGGAGAAGCGGGCUACUAUUUGUCUUCAUUGUCUGGAGCCAUUCAGUUCAUUGAAACACUUGAUCGGACGAGUUUGACAGUGAGCGACGAAGAUUUUGAGCAGAAUGUCGAAGCUGCCGUGUCCGCCAUUGCUGAACAGAACCGUCAAACUGAGACCAUGGAGCAGAAAGCAGCAGAGCGUUCGGGCAGUCCCCAAGGAUCAGCGCGGAGUUCUGGUGAAGGCCAGCGGAACACGUGGCGAAGAGAACAGUCCAGCGAUGAAGACACGGCGCCGGUCGCCGGGUUGCUGCGAACCAUCCAGAAGCCAUUAUCAACAAUCGGAAGAAUGUUCUCAGAUGAGCCGGAUUCGCCGCAAGAUCGACACUCGCCGUCUGGCGCAUCACCUUUGUCUCCGGCACCUCCGCGACUUUCUCCUAACGUGUACCAACCUCCUCGUCACAGUACUGAGGAACGAUGGUCAGGUGAGGGACCACGGGAACAGCAGCAGCUUGAACGAGUAUUAGAUGCACAGGAUGCGGCAGCGCGUCAAGCCAGUGCAGAAGAUGCACAAGCGCGGCAGAUACAGCGUGUAGAGCACAAUGAUGUAGUAGAAACACUGUCGAACAUGUUCCCUAAUCUUGACCGGGAAGUCAUUGAUGAUGUGGUGAAGAUAAAGCAGGGGAGGGUUGGUUUGGCUGUCGAUGCAUGCCUUGCUUUGAGCGCUGAGUAG
Molecule: messenger RNA, 2253 nt
Organism: Aspergillus chevalieri
Lineage: Eukaryota; Fungi; Ascomycota; Eurotiomycetes; Eurotiales; Aspergillaceae
Product: guanine nucleotide exchange factor VPS9
Exons: 4
Coding region: 1-2253 (750 amino acids)
Biological process (GO): vesicle-mediated transport
Cellular component (GO): endocytic vesicle; cytosol
Molecular function (GO): small GTPase binding; ubiquitin binding; guanyl-nucleotide exchange factor activity
Source: RefSeq, a predicted model, not a curated record